Caenorhabditis angaria is the source of this 4019-nucleotide messenger RNA. NCBI's taxonomy places the organism in Eukaryota, Metazoa, Nematoda, Chromadorea, Rhabditida, Rhabditidae. The record is from the annotation of a GenBank genome assembly.
AUGGCUGAUUUCCAGCAAAACCCCCCGGAAAUUCCAGAAGAUGACAAGGAUAGACAGGUAGGCUUCAAGCAAAAAUCUAGAAGUCAAAAUGUAUUAUCCAUUUUCAGAUUCUAGAACUUCAGGAAGAAUUGAGAAGACUUCGAGAAGAGUUGACAAAAGUUCCGGAAGAGGAAAAAGAAGAAGAUGAAGAUGAAGAGAUCAAGAUUGUUGGAGAAGUGGUCAAGGAUUCUAGGAAAAGAUCAGCUCAGCAAAAUGAGCAAGCUCCAAAGAGGGCAAAAAUGGUGUAAGUUCCACUUUUCUCAAACCCCUGAAAAAUCCCUAGAACUUCCAGACCAGAUGCGUGUGGAUGUUCAACCCAAUGUUCAGUCACAUAUACAGUCGACAAUCAGAAAAUCACCAUCAAAUCAAUCACAAUUCUCGCCGGGAUUUUGAACGCGAAAAAACAACAAGCAAAUUUCACCCUGCCAAAUCUCCUCUUCUACGCGCAACGAAUCGAUGCAGAUGAGUCAGACAAGAUCCAAGCUUUGAAAGCCUUCGCAUUCUGCCCAACCAUGUUAAACAUCGUGGAGAAAUUCGAAAAAUGGUCGAGUGCCCUUGAAAAAUUCCGAAAAAUGGUUAAAGACCAACUAGGAGAAGAGCGCAAACUAAUCAUAAUGGCGUUAUACGACGGAAACAUCUUUAAAUCGAAUCCAGCGCCAUAUUACGAUGAGGAACUACCAGAAGCAUUGGAGAGAAUCCGAAUUCGAGAGGAUCUUGAAGUACACAUUGUUAUCGAAUCGAAAAACUAUCCAAAAUUCUUCGAGAAAUUGGUGGAACUUUUGAGGAAGAGAAAUGUUGCUGAUACAACGAUCACAUUAGUUCCAAUGGCAAAUACAAGUGAUUCGGAUAGAGAAGAAAUCGAGAGAUUGAUUGGGAGUUUGAAAAUUCACGAUAAGAUUCAUAUCACCUCAUCUCCUUUGACCUCGAAGAUGUUUGCAGCUUUGUUGUGGUAGAAAACCAUUUUUUUGUUAAUUGCUUUGAUGUUCUACUUAUUAAUCAGUUUCUCAUAAAUCAUUUUUGUAUUCAAAAAUGUUUUUUUUCUUAUCAAAGGUAAAUAGGGUAUAAUUUUUCGGACCACUUAAACUCCUAAUUUUGUUGGAAUUACCUUCUGAAACCUUAUGAAGCCUAAAAAUAGCGUUUAAAAUCCUAUAGAGUGUCGGAAAUCUACCCUAAAAGGUGAAAAUUGUAAGUUAGCAGAAGUACACUGUUUCGGAAAGGCACCUUAUACUUUUCCGGACCCUCAAAAUGCAUUUUUGUAGGAAAACCCUUAUGAAGCCUAAAAAUCGCGUCUAAAAUCUAGCCUAAAGGGUGAAAACUGUAAGUUAUCAGAAGUACACUGUUACGGACCUUAUUAAAAGGCACCUUAUACUUUUCCGGACCCUCAAAAACCCUUCUGGAGCCUAAAAAUCGUGUCUAAAAGCCUAUAGGCCUUCAAAAAUGUCGGUUCGGACCCCAGCCCCUUCAUCUUCCUCUCCGGCCCAAACCUGAUCUUCUGAUCUCUCAAAACAUGCGCCAAAUCACAUCAGACAACAAGAGUAAUACCUAUUUCAUUUUUGCGCCCCCGUUUCUCAUCUCUAGCCAUAAAUCUGCCGAGUGAGCCGCAAAACGAGCUCCCCUUUCUAAUUUGGCUGCUCAUAACAUUUUUGCUCUUCGAAAAGUGCACCCCAGAUUAUUUUGCUGAUAAUUCAAAGUGCAACUUUUCCUAUCAAUUUUUUAUUUAUUGAUUUCCGUUCGUGGGUGGUCCUUUUUCCGUUUUAUAACAAAUCUAGGCUUCGGUUAAGCCUAGAAACUUAGCCAAGCUCUAAAGCUUCGUGGGUGGUCCAUUUUUGGUGAGGGACACAAAUGUGUUUCACACUUUUCCUCUCUAAUUCUUACAUCUUCAUCAUCAGUUGUCCUUUUUUCUCAUGUUUUUUUACUUAAUUUAGCCUAUGUGUGUACUUUUCCUAUUUUUCUUCGAGUUUUUUAGAAUUUUUCCUUCUAAGCUCUUAAAGCUCUUAAGCUUUUUAAUUAAAAGAGCAUAAGAACUUUAAGAGCUUUAAUGACUUUAAAGCUCUUGAAGCUCUUUAAUGACUUUAAAGCUCUUUAAUUAAAAGAACUUUAAGAGCUUUAAGAGCUUCUAGAGCUUUCUUUUAAGCUCCUAAGCUUUUUAAUUAAAAGAACUUUAAAAGCUUUAAUGACUUAAAAGCUCUUGAAGCUCUUUAAAGCUCCUAAGCUCUUUGAAGCUUCUAAAUUCUUAAUUCCCCUAAGCUCUUAAAUCUCCUAAAUCUCUUCCUUCAGGUAAAAUGUCUUCUCGACAAGCUUCACAAGAAGAAAGAGAUAGGAUGUUGGCUAUACUGCUGACCGAAGGUCCCUCAAGCUCAUGCUCAAGCUCCGGCUCAAGCUCAAGCUCAAGCUCCGGCUCAAGCUCCGGCUCAAGCUCUAGCUCCGGCUCAAGCUCUAGCUCCGGCUCAAGCCCCAGCUCCGGCUCAAGCUCCAGCUCCAGCUCAAGCUCCGGCUCCAGCUCAAGCUCGCCCACAAAAUCAAGGAUUGCCAAAAAGACCAAGAUUGGAUGAAGUGUGAGUUUACAUAAGCUAAAUCCAACUUUAGAUAGGAUAACUCCAGAAACUUCUACUGAAGUUUAUGAACAAAUUUUUUGCAGUCCACAACAAGUUGCUCCAACUCAGCUUAUAGCUCCAGCUAUGGCUCCGGCUCCAAUUCAAUUGCCAAGACAACAAAACCAAUUCAAUGGUGCUGGAUUUCGAGAAAUGUGAGUUAUUCGAACUCUAGAUUUUCUGAGCCAACCGCAAGUUUGAGCUCAAAUUCUUUACAAAACGAACCUUAGUUUGAAUUUUCUGAAAAUCUGGAUUUUCAGCCGAAAUCUGAAAUUUUCAAAAUUCAAAUUUAGAUUCGUUUUGUACAGAAUUUCGAGGGCUACGAAACUAACCUAAAUUUGAAUUUCGAAAAUCUCAAAUUUCGGCUAAAAAUCCAGAUUUUCAGACAAAACCAAAAUUGAGCUCAUUUUGAAGCCUUUGAAAUUCUCUACAAAACGAACCUGAAUUUGAAGUUGGAAAAUUUCAGAACUUCUCGGAUUUUCAAAGUUCAAAUUCAGGUUCGUUUUGUAGAGAAUUUCAAGGGCUUCAAAAUGAGCUCAAACUUGAUUUUCAGAUUUUUUCUGAAAAUCUGGAAAAUCCGAAUUUUGCAGGCCCGGCCGUUGCGGAUGCGGAACAUGCAUAUUCCAGCCAAUCCUCCACAACAAUGCAUAUUUCCAACCUUCCACACUCCAAUCAUUUGCCGGCCUUCAGAAAGCAAUCAACAAUCGUCUGAACAUCCCGAACGACGAGGUCCGAAUCUACGCUCAAAUCGUAGAUCUCAACGAAGCUGACAAAAAACACGCGAUCAAACUCUGCUCAAUAUGCCCACAAUUCAUGACUUAUAUCAAACGAUUCGAAGAUUGGCGUGAGAUUGCUGAACAAGUUGAACAACAAGUUCUAGGUCGACAUCCACCAAGAAGCAAACUUUCGAUCUCAACACCAUCUGUGAUGUUUCCAGGAAGCGAAAUUAUUCGAAACCUGGUUUUCGAUGAAUUAACCGAGACAUCUGACAUUUUCCAAAGAUUGAGAAUCAAAGAAACAUCGGUUGUAACUAUGGCAAUCGAGGUGAAAGCCUCGGCAAACUACUACAAUUUUCUGGCGAGAACAUUGCAAUCAAGACGACUCGCCGAAACAAAAAUCAUUCCUUUUCAAGAAUAUGGUUGCACUUUGCCCGAGCUUCCGCUGAUUUCUGAAUAUUUUCGGAGCUUGCUUUUUGGUAACAACAAAAUUCAAGUGAUUCUUCCAAAUCAGCAAGAUUUUAUGGUCAAUGAGAUCAAGAAAACCGUCAAUUCAUCUAUUGGAAAUCUACUUUCAUCACCGGAAAUGAGACCGUAUUUUGAGCAGCAGAAUUUAUAUAUUCCGGCUCCGGCUCAACCUGUAUUCGGAGCAGCUCCUAAUGGAGCUCCUUGA